Molecule: messenger RNA, 1051 nt
Organism: Micropterus salmoides (largemouth bass)
Lineage: Eukaryota; Metazoa; Chordata; Actinopteri; Centrarchiformes; Centrarchidae
Product: regucalcin-like
Biological process (GO): L-ascorbic acid biosynthetic process
Molecular function (GO): enzyme regulator activity; calcium ion binding; gluconolactonase activity
Source: RefSeq, a predicted model, not a curated record
UUCAGACAGGUACAGAUGAUGUCAUCAGUGAAGGUGCAGUGUGCGGUGAAGGCGAGCGCUCUGAUUGGUGAAGGGCCGGUGUAGGAGCUAGAACAGACGCUGCUGUUUGUUGACAUCGCUGGACAGAAAAUCCACCGCUGGAGCCCAGCGACCAAUCAGAUCCAGUCUGUGGAGACAGGUGACACAGUGGGCUUCGUGGUUCCUCGCAGGGCAGGUGGUUAUGUUGCAGGCGUGGGUCGCAGCAUUGUGGCCGUUGAUUGGUCGACUCAGACAAUGACAUCAUUGGUGGAGGUUGAUGGUGACAAACCGAACAACCGACUGAAUGACGGGAAGGUCGAUCCGAUAGGACGCCUGCUGGCAGGUACAAUGGGGAAGGAGGUCCGACCUGCGGAGGUUCAGAGACAACAAGGAUCCCUGUUCUCUGUGACCUCUGACCUGACUGUGACCAGACACCUGGACCAGGUGGACAUAUCUAACGGGUUGGACUGGUCUCUUGAUCACCGGACAUUUUUCUACAUCGACAGUUUGUCUCUGACCGUUGACGCCUUCGACUACAACUCACACACGGGACACCUCGGUAACCGCCGUGUAGUGUACCGUAUGGAGGAGGGGGAGGGGCUUCCAGACGGGAUGACGGUUGACGGUGAAGGUCGUCUCUGGGUGGCCUGUUACAAUGGAGGACGCGUCAUCAACAUCGACCCUGCGACGGGUGUUCGGCUGCAGACGGUCUCUCUGCCGGUGAUGAAGACCACCUCAUGUUGUUUCGGAGGUCCGGACUACUCUGACCUCUAUGUGACCUCAGCCAGUCUGGGCCUUGACCAAUCAGAGAGACAGCAGCCGCUGGCCGGAGACACUUUCAGGGUGACAGGACUCGGGGUCAAAGGUCGUCCUUCAAACUCAUUCUCUGGAUGAAUUUCAGGAGACUUGAACAGCCAAUCACAGCACAGAUCAACUGCAGGAAGUGAUCACCUGUUGGAUUAAUCCUGUCAGAGAGCUGUUAAUGAUCAAUAGUUAUUAAGUGGAUCAAUAAAAUGUCAUCGUGACUUCAUGC